GACGUAACGAAUGACCGGAAGUUACGACGUGUCUCGUUUCAAAACUUUAUAUUUUAAGAUUUUUUUUUAAUAUUCUGAUUUCAGCGUCAGUUGUGCGAAUUGUUCCUAUUUUAUCUGAUUGUGAAAACACGUUUUAAUACAGUACCCAGGGUGCAGUGCGCAUUUGCCAUCUUGAGUUGCUGGGCUGAGUUAGCUGCGUUAGCUUCCUUCUGCUGCCGCUGUGUGUUUCUGCUGCAGUGGAGUAUAGUUUAUCUGUCAGCUAGCCACAGCAAGCGAGCAGUCCACACGCCGAGACGAAACUUCACUCAAUUUACGACUUUUCCUCAAUUUCUGGACUAUAUAUUUUCCCUGACACGCCCAGGAGUUUGUUUACACCCUGUUGUCGCUCUUUUGGCUAACAAGGUAGUUUAAUUUUACAAUCUAGCCACCAUUAGCCACUCAGCUACAGCAAAAGAAGCACCGAGGACUGGGAGAGGAGUGAGCUGAGGAGCCGGGCCCGCCUCAGACUAGAGGACCGGUGGCAGCUGCUGAACAAGGACUUUUACAAGUACCUGUUGAAAGUGCGCUGUGCUGAUACGGAACAGACCGAGCAGACGUGAGAGGCUGGUGAAGGAGAAGUUUAUUUCUCUUAAACAUUAGACUUUUUUUAUAUUGCCUACUUUCCUCCAGGUGGGGAGAUGAUGAAGAGGAACGUGAGUGUAUUCGGUGAUGGUACGUGGCUGAGAGCUCAUUUGUAAUUCGCUCCGUAUUGCAUUGGUUUGCGAGUGCUUUUUGGGAGCUGGCAAACGCACUUUGGAAAUAUGUCUAAGCCAGCAAAGAAGAAAAGUUGCUUCCAGAUUACGAGUGUCACCCAAGCUCAAGUAGCAGGUAGCACCAUUGCAGAGGACACUGAAAGCAUUGGUGAUCCAGACGAUUCCCGGACAGAUGAUGUGUCCUCGGAAAUCUUUGAUGUGUCUCAGACAGACCUGGGGGUGAGUGACUGCAUCUUCACUGAGGAGGUCCCGAACCACACUGGAGAGCACCUGAACGGGCCAGUGAAUGGGAUCCUUUCUAUUAAGAGCAUAGGCACAGGAGGUCGUAACACCCCAGUUAGUUUAGGAAGUGUGCCAGGUGCAACUCAGCCUAUUGUUCCAACUCCUACCAGCCAGCCUCCAUCUAUUUCCAGCUGUAGCUCCCGUUUUCGGGUCAUCAAACUUGACCAUGGCACCGGUGAGCCUUUUAGACGGGGGAGAUGGACAUGCACAGAGUUUUAUGAGAAAGAGUCAGAGUCGAAUAGAACUGUGGACAGUGUGAAACCUGCUGUGACAUAUGAGGCUAACACAGACAGUGGGCUAGGACUGGUCAGUAAUUCUGUGGGUGCCCUUAGUUCUUUUUCUAUUCAGUCUGUGGAGACCAUUGAUGGUGGACACCCAAGGGUGUCCAUUCCCUCUUCAGAGGCGCUGCAACAAGCAUACACCUUAGCUCUACAGACUGGGAGUGUAUCAAGUGCCUUCCAGCCCACCGGAUAUGCAACUACAAUAACAUCCCAUGUCAAUGUGCAACCUGUUGUUUCACAGACUUUUGUUCCUAACAGCCUUAAUGGCGUCCACCAAGCACCCAUGAUGCCUCCUGCCACACAGGCUCAGAAGCUUGCCUUUUCUAAUGCUGCCAUAUUGCCUGGUUUGCCUGACUACCACCUGCAGCACUUUGGCUCAAACACUCAGAGCUUUCAUGCAACAUCUCUACCAAUGGUGCCUCCCAGCAGCCAGGCACCUCUAAGCCCCCCUGGUCCUGGAAGGCAAGGCCUUGUGGCUCAAGGUCCAGAGGCAGUCUUAGCCCCAGCUGUGAUCCCUGUCAACCAGGCCUCAGGAGCCCCAGUCAUCAUUCCUGCCCCCAGUGGGGCUCAGUCAGAAGACCCCAGGCCUGAUGCCGUGCCUCUGUCGAUCUCUACUGUCAAGCCACUCAUCCCUGAGGGUCUCAGCCUGUCCACUCCUGCUGUCAGCUUGUUUGGCAUCACCAUUCCUGUGGAUGGAGAUGAUGACAGUGCAUCCGGUGCCAGUGUCGUUGCCAUUGAUAACAAGAUUGAGCAAGCUAUGGACCUGGUAAAGAACCACCUGAUGUACGCCGUCCGUGAAGAAGUGGAGGUUCUGAAGGAGCAGAUCAAGGAGUUGUACGAGAGGAACUCUGUAUUGGAGCGUGAGAACGCAGUGCUCAAAUCUCUGGCCAACUCUGAGCAGUUGAACAAACUGUCCAGUCAGCUGAGUCAAGUCAACAGUGUUGCUCUGCAACAGCUACAUCCACACGCAAUUUCCACAAAUAACAGCAACGCUCUAGUUGGCCACUGUGAGGUGGUCAAGAGCACACCCCACCAGCCCAACAUCACCUCGGCAUGACCUCCAUUUUUACCUUGAUGCUCAGAAGAAGCAGGAGGUCUAUGUGACUGUGUGUCAUCUGUUUCCUUAGCUCUAAUAAUGCAGAAGGCUUGGCUCUGUGCUUAAGCUGCUCCAUUUAUUCUCACUUGACUGUAUGUGCCUUUUCUUGGCCUUGUCAAACACCUUUUCCACCGUGUGAGAAGUUGUGUUCCGGCCUGUGAUUGGCUGAUGCAAGGAGCAGUAAGAGCCAGAGUGCACCCUACAUGCUGGUGAUGGGGGCCAAGAGGCACACCAUGAGCUGCUUAUAUUGGGGGCUGGUGUGGUGAGUCCCAUUCGGGGGGGGGACAUCAGUGCUCCUCAGUGUCUCCAGGACUGCGGGGAGGGACAAAGGCAGGGUUGAUUAUAACCCCCCAAAAAAGGACUAGGAGGUCCUGGGGUCCUUCAGCUUGGCCAGAGCGACCUGCGAGCCUUGGCUUAUUUAAUGCUGCAAACAGAAAAAGCUUGUGUUGUCUUUCGCAGAGCCACAAACUUAACAUCAAUUAUUCUUUGUUUCAUUUUUUAGUAUUCGCGUUUAUUUAUUUUCAGGGCUGCUAUUUUGUAAAUGAACAAUGUCUUUGAAAAAACAACAAAACUUUGUUUUCUUUUUUUUCUUUUUUUUUCUUUUUUUAAAGUCUGUAAGGUAUUAUAACUAGUGAACAGUUUAGAAGUUUUUCUUCUCAAUGUAUUGUGCAAACACUAAAGCCAGACUUACAUUAGCUGGAAUCCAGGUUGAAUGUAUAUUUUGUUAAGUGUAAAGUAUUAAGAGAAUGGUAUGUAUAGCCUGUUUAAGAAAUGAAAUAUGUGAUGGGAUAACAAUAGGUGUUAAUUUACUUUUUUAGCCUUUUUUUUUUGUCAGAAAUCACGGGAUCUGGCUGGGGGAUGAAAAGCUGUGAAAUUUGUUCCAUCCUACUUUGUAACCAAAGACGCAAGCUGUGUAACUUUUUAAUGCACAAUCUUUUUCUAUUUUCUACUUUCCCUUCUUUUGUUGCUGUUCUGAUCUGUAAUUAAACCACUCUCUUACCUCAUGUUUUUAUCUGGCACUCAUUAUAUUUGUGCCACUGUCAGUCAGAAGGAUUGUGAGAAGUUAUUGAAAGGGAACAAAGCAUGUAAGUUGAUGGAAAGGACUUUCAACUACAAAAGGAGACAUCAUUUUGUGUUGAACGUCAUACACUAUAAAAAGUUGUCACAUAGAUUUUAAUGUAUUUAAAAGCUACAAACUAAUGAAUUAAUUGGCGACCCCACUGCAUACAGGAAGUAGUUUAGUGUUUUGACAUUAUGAGAUGCCCUAUCUACUUGUGCCUCAUGUGCUGCUGCCUUCUCGUUGACAGGCGCAGCAGUUUUCUGAGGAUGCAACUAAACCAAAAAUGCUUUGUAACAAUGUACAAUUAGUCACCUUUUUACUGAAUCUCUCCUUCUUUCUACAAAUGGGUCUGUCUGUCCCUCUUCAAACAUUUUUCUGUUUUCUUUCAUUUGAAGGAGAUGCUGUGUACUAUUGAACACUGAGCCUUGGAGUAAAAAUCUUAAUGCCCUUGUAAUGUGCUGUUCAAACUAUUUUAGUUUUCAGUCAAAAAUAAAUUACGGUUUUAUUAAGACAGAA
Molecule: messenger RNA, 3987 nt
Organism: Periophthalmus magnuspinnatus
Lineage: Eukaryota; Metazoa; Chordata; Actinopteri; Gobiiformes; Gobiidae
Gene: tsc22d2
Product: TSC22 domain family 2
Exons: 3
Coding region: 801-2372 (523 amino acids)
Biological process (GO): regulation of transcription by RNA polymerase II
Source: RefSeq, a predicted model, not a curated record